AUGCCAUCAGAGCCUGAUACUGGUUUAGGAACUGGCCCUCACGACCACAAACGACCAGGACAACAUGAGGAGCAGAAUCACUUUACGGAAACACCUGACGGCAAAGCUCACGAUGGUGCACCAAAAAUCAAGAAGCAUUACGACCAAAAUAAUGGAGACAAAUCAAGAAGGAAUAGCGCAUAUAGUUAUUAUAGUCCUCGUUCGCUUUCCAUGACCAAAAGUAAAGAGAGUGUUACUCCAAAUGGCAUGGAUGAUAUUAAUGUUCCCAAUGCAGAACAUUCAAGACCCGUAGAACCGAAAAUGAGAAGAGGCCCAUAUUUGCUCAAGAAAACAUUAAGUAGUCUUUCGAUGACCAGCACGAAUAGUAACCACGAUGAUAAUAAAGACCAUGGUUAUGCUUUGAAUUCUUCCAAGACGCAUAACUAUCCUUCCGCUCAUAGUCAUCAUGACAACCAUCAUGAUCAUCAUCAUGUGCAGUUUUUUCCCAAUAGAAAGCAGUCAUUUGCAGAAAGCUUAUUCAAAAGGUUUGCAGGGUCAAACAAUCACGACAGUAAUAAGUCAGGAAAGGAUAAUAAGGUUGCGAACUUAUCCCUUUCGACGUUAAAUCCUGCGCCUGCCAAUAGGAAACCCUCUAAAGAAUCUGCAUUAUCUACCCACUUGGCAGAUAAUGUACCGAACGCUCUACGAAGGAAGGUAUCCUCAUUAGUUCGUGGUUCUUCUGUCCAUGAUAUAAGUAGUAAUAAUCCGGAUAAACAAAUCAGACCAAAAGUUAUUUCACAGCCAGAGAAUGCAUUACAUUCGUCCGAUGUUUCCAAUAACAAACGUUCACACAGAAAAAGCUUCCUGUUAGGUUCUACAUCUUCCUCAAGCAGUAGAAGGGGCUCUAACGUUAGCUCAAUGACUAACAGUGACAAUGCGAGUAUGGCAACCUCGAGUAGCCAUGCUCUCCAUCAUAACGUACCUAAUAUCUCUCCAACUACUAAAGGCAAAGAAAGCGUUAACAGCAAAUCUGCUGAUCACCCUGAUAAUAAAUCUGAAAAAGUUAUUUCAGGGCCUAAUGACAACAUUCCAGAAAACCCUAUUUUUGAAGACAAACGUGAGGCCAGAACAUCCACCAUAGAAAAACCCAUUGCAUAUAAACCAUCUCUCUUUAGGUUAGACACAAACCUUGAGGAUGUAACUGAUAUUACAAAGACAAUACCUUCCACAGCUCUCAAUUCCACAAUAAACUCUACGCACGGUACUGAAACAGCCUCACCUAAGACAGUAACUAUGCCAGAAGGCCCACGGAAAUCAGUUUCGAUGGCUGAUCUUGCUGUUGCUGCUGCUGCACCCAACAAUGAAUUUACCUCAAUUACUAAUGAUAGAUCACAAUGGGUAGCACCUCAAAAUUGGGAUGUUGAAACGAAAAGGAAAAAACCAAAAUCUAAAGGGAGAUCAAAAUCAAGAAGAACCAGCAUAGAUGCUGAUGCACUUGACCCUAUGUCGCCGGCACCACUUUCAAAAAAAGAUUCUCGCCAUCGUAAAAAUCGCCACCACCAUCACCAUCACGACCAAAAAGAUAAUGAAUCGACGAUUACUGCUGAUAAUAGUAACUCAAGCUUUAUUAAUAUACCGAAAGAGAACAUUUCAAAUGAAAGCAAGCAGGCGGUUGAUUCUAAAUCUGUAAACCGCUUAAGAAGUAAUUUGACUAUGAGUCCUCCAAGCAUUCAAUAUGCUCCAUCAAAUAUAAAUGAGGACUACGACACAUCAUCGACUUCCUCAUCUUUGCCGUCCUCAUCAAUUAGCUCAGAAGAUACAUCUUCUUGCAGUGAGUCCUCUUCGUACACUUAUGCCUAUAUGGAUGCUAAUAGAGAGCAGGACACCAAAACACCAAUCCUGAAUAAAACAAAGUCAUACACUAAGAAGUUCACAUCCUCUUCAGUAAAUAUGAAUUCAUCAAACGGCGCUCAGAGUUCGGGAUUAUUACUACAGGAUGAAAAGGAUGAUGAAGUAGAGUAUGAAUUGGAACACUACUAUAAAGACUUCAGCGAUUUGGAUCCAAAGAGGCACUAUGCGAUCCGUAUUUUCAAUACUGACGACACUUUUACUACUUUGUCAUGUACUCCAGCGACUACAAUUGAAGAGAUAAUACCCGCACUGAAAAGAAAAUUCAACAUUACUACGCAAGGAAAUUUUCAGAUUUCCCUGAAAGUGGGAAAGUUAUCAAAAAUUUUAAGACCAACUUCCAAACCUAUUUUAAUUGAGAGGAAACUUUUACUUUUGAACGGAUAUCGAAAGUCCGACCCACUCCAUAUUAUGGGUAUUGAAGAUCUAAGUUUUGUUUUCAAGUUUCUUUUCCAUCCUGUCACGCCUUCUCAUUUUACGCCCGAACAAGAACAAAGAAUAAUGAGAAGUGAGUUUGUUCACGUAGAUUUGAGGAAUAUGGAUCUAACCACUCCUCCCAUUAUUUUUUAUCAGCAUACAUCAGAAAUAGAGAGUUUAGAUGUAUCCAAUAACGCGAACAUAUUCUUACCUCUGGAGUUCAUAGAAAGCUCAAUAAAAUUACUAAGUCUAAGAAUGGUGAACAUCAGAGCAUCUAAAUUUCCCUCAAAUAUUACUGAGGCAUAUAAACUGGUAUCCUUAGAAUUACAGAGAAACUUCAUAAGAAAAGUACCGAACUCGAUUAUGAAGCUAAGUAAUCUAACGAUAUUAAACCUUCAAUGUAAUGAGCUUGAAAGCCUACCAGCAGGGUUUGUUGAACUAAAGAAUUUGCAAUUAUUAGAUUUAUCUUCAAACAAGUUCAUGCACUACCCAGAGGUCAUUAACCAUUGUACGAAUCUUUUACAAAUAGAUUUAUCAUAUAAUAAAAUUCAAAGUUUACCACAAUCCAGUAAGAAGUUAGUGAAACUUGCAAAGAUGAACCUUUCUCAUAAUAAACUAAAUUUUAUAGGCGAUUUAUCGGAAAUGGCAAACUUGAGAACGUUGAACCUAAGAUAUAACAGGAUAUCAUCAAUCAAGACCAAUGCAUCUAACUUGCAGAAUCUUUUUUUAACAGAUAAUAGAAUUUCAAACUUCGAAGACACUUUGCCAAAACUAAGAGCGCUUGAAAUUCAAGAAAAUCCAAUAACAUCUAUCUCUUUCAAGGAUUUUUAUCCUAAAAACAUGACAAGUUUGACACUAAACAAGGCACAGCUGUCGAGUAUUCCUGGAGAAUUACUCAUCAAACUAUCUUUUCUUGAAAAACUUGAGCUAAAUCAGAAUAAUUUAACUAGACUACCACAGGAAAUAUCCAAGUUAACUAAGUUAGUUUUCCUUUCUGUGGCGAGAAAUAAACUAGAGUAUAUUCCUCCAGAACUCUCUCAGCUCAAGAGUUUAAGGUCGUUAGAUCUACAUUCCAAUAACAUAAGAGACUUUGUCGAUGGUAUGGAAAAUCUAGAGCUGACAUCAUUGAAUAUUUCGUCUAAUGCAUUCGGUAACUCUAGUUUAGAAAACUCAUUUUACCAUAACAUGUCAUACGGGUCAAAGUUGUCUAAAAGUUUGAUGUUUUUUAUAGCUGCAGACAAUCAGUUCGACGAUGCUAUGUGGCCACUUUUUAACUGCUUUGUCAACUUGAAAGUGCUAAAUCUUUCUUAUAAUAAUUUUUCCGAUGUAUCGCACAUGAAGCUUGAAAGUAUCACCGAAUUAUAUCUCUCCGGUAAUAAGCUUACAACAUUAUCUGGGGAUACAGUUUUGAAAUGGAGCUCUUUGAAGACUUUAAUGUUGAAUAGUAACCUAAUGCUUUCUCUACCUGCUGAAUUAUCGAAUCUUUCACAACUAAGCGUGUUUGAUGUUGGAGCCAAUCAAUUGAAGUAUAACAUAUCGAACUAUCACUAUGAUUGGAAUUGGAGAAACAAUAAAGAAUUAAAAUAUUUGAAUUUCUCGGGAAAUCGAAGGUUCGAAAUAAAAUCAUUUAUAAGCCACGAUAUUGAUGCUGAUUUGUCUGAUCUGACCGUUUUACCUCAAUUAAAGGUGUUAGGUUUAAUGGAUGUAACGUUAAACACCACGAAGGUACCGGAUGAAAACGUCAAUUUCCGUUUAAGAACGACUGCAUCAACAAUAAAUGGGAUGCGCUACGGUGUUGCUGAUACGUUAGGUCAGAGAGACUAUGUAUCAUCCCGUGAUGUCACUUUUGAAAGAUUUCGGGGUAAUGACGACGAAUGCUUAUUAUGCCUUCAUGACAGCAAAAACCAAAAUGCUGAUUACGGUCAUAACAUUUCUAGAAUUGUUAGGGAUAUCUACGAUAAAAUACUAAUCAGGCAACUGGAAAGAUACGGAGACGAUACAGACGACAAUAUAAAAACUGCGCUUCGUUUCAGUUUUUUGCAAUUAAAUAAAGAAAUUAAUGGGAUGCUAAAUUCUGUAGAUAAUGGUGCUGAUGUUGCUAAUCUUUCAUAUGCAGAUUUGUUAAGCGGUGCUUGCUCUACUGUGAUAUAUAUCAGAGGGAAACGACUUUUCGCAGCAAACCUAGGUGAUUGUAUGGCAAUUUUAUCCAAAAAUAAUGGUGACUACCAAACUCUAACCAAACAACAUCUCCCCACAAAAAGAGAAGAAUACGAGAGGAUUAGAAUAUCUGGAGGGUAUGUCAACAAUGGCAAAUUAGAUGGCGUUGUUGAUGUAUCUAGGGCAGUCGGAUUUUUUGAUUUGCUUCCUCACAUUCACGCUUCCCCUGAUGUUUCUGUUGUGACUUUGACGAAGGCAGACGAGAUGCUUAUUGUAGCCACACAUAAGUUAUGGGAAUUCAUGGACGUGGACACAGUAUGUGAUAUUGCCCGGGAAAAUAGUACCGAUCCGCUGCGUGCAGCAGCUGAGUUAAAGGACCAUGCUAUGGCCUAUGGCUGUACAGAGAAUAUUACUAUUUUAUGCCUUGCUCUCUAUGAAAACGUCCAACAACGGAAUCGGUUUACCCUAAAUAAAAACUCUUUGAUGACUAGAAGAAGUACUUUCGAGGAUACAACAUUAAGAAGGCUUCAACCUGAAAUAUCACCCCCAACAGGUAACCUAGCAAUGGUUUUUACUGAUAUUAAAAGCUCAACCUUUUUGUGGGAGCUGUUUCCAAAUGCAAUGAGGACCGCAAUAAAAACACAUAAUGAUAUAAUGCGUCGUCAGCUGCGAAUUUACGGUGGUUACGAAGUGAAGACAGAGGGUGACGCCUUUAUGGUGGCAUUCCCUACACCAACCAGUGGUCUGACGUGGUGUUUAAGUGUUCAGUUGAAGCUUUUGGAUGCACAGUGGCCGGAAGAAAUUACCUCGGUUCAAGACGGCUGCCAGGUUAUGGAUAGAAACGGUAAUAUCAUUUAUCAAGGUCUAUCAGUUAGAAUGGGUAUUCAUUGGGGUUGCCCAGUCCCAGAGCUUGAUUUAGUGACUCAAAGAAUGGAUUAUUUGGGCCCAAUGGUUAAUAAGGCUGCAAGGGUCCAAGGCGUCGCGGAUGGGGGCCAGAUUGCAAUGAGUAGUGAUUUUUAUUCUGAAUUUAACAAGAUAAUGAAGUAUCAUGAGCGGGUGGUGAAAGGGAAAGAAACGCUCAAGGAAGUGUAUGGUGAAGAGAUCAUUGGAGAGGUGCUUGAAAGGGAAAUUGCGAUGUUAGAAAGCAUUGGUUGGGCAUUUUUUGACUUUGGUGAACACAAGCUGAAGGGAUUAGAAACCAAAGAACUUGUUACAAUCGCAUAUCCUAAGGUUCUUGCUUCCAGGCACGAGUUUGCAUCUGAGGAUGAACAGACAAAAUUAAUUAACGAAACAAUGCUGUUUCGCUUAAGAGUUGUUUCAAACAGAAUAGAAUCUAUCAUGUCAGCCUUAAGUGGUGGCUUCAUUGAGCUGGACUCUCAGACAGAGGGAAGUUAUAUCAAGUUUAACCCUAAGGUGGAGAAUGGUAUCAUGCAGUCAAUUUCAGAAAAAGAUGCAUUGUUGUUUUUUGAUCAUGUAAUCACUAGAAUCGAAUCCAGCGUGGCAUUACUACAUUUGCGGCAGCAGCGAUCUUCAGGACUGGAAAUUUGCAGAAAUGAUAAAUCAUCUGCCCAAAGCAAUAUUUUCAAUGUUGUUGAUGAACUUUUAGAAAUAGCUAAAAAUGUAAAGAAUUCAUCGACUUGA
Messenger RNA from Saccharomyces mikatae IFO 1815, 6102 nucleotides. It is a transcript of the gene CYR1, whose product is annotated as adenylate cyclase. Lineage: Eukaryota; Fungi; Ascomycota; Saccharomycetes; Saccharomycetales; Saccharomycetaceae. Bases 1 to 6102 code for a protein of 2033 amino acids. The transcript has a single exon. Gene Ontology annotation, cellular component: extracellular matrix. Gene Ontology annotation, biological process: intracellular signal transduction; cAMP biosynthetic process. Gene Ontology annotation, molecular function: magnesium ion binding; protein binding; adenylate cyclase activity. The record is from RefSeq and is a predicted model, not a curated record.